GGCUACACUUCGCACCGUGCAUCAAAAUCAUCACGGUCGCUCGGGACGGCAUCACAAUUCCAGUGACAGCCACGGGGUGACCAAAACGGCGUUCGGCCUGGAGUUCAGUCUCGCCAAGUGCUCCCGCUGAGACAUCUUCCAUUACACGCGCUUCCACGGCUUCAAGUCGGAAGCAGCCAAUCAUCUGGCCCCGACUGACCACCACUACAUCUCGAACCAAGUGUGUCGAUAGAAACCAACAAUAAGCCGUCGCCAUGGACACCCAGGUCGAACCAGUCAAUGAUGGAACGGCGGAAGAAAGCAUCGAGGGCGUCGAGGGCGUCCAAGGUGUUAAUAAGGACGAUGCCCCAAAAGACCAUGGCCCGUCACCACCCAAAGACAGCAACUCGGCGCCCCGGUUCCCGAUCCCCAAGAGGACCAUGGGCGCCGUCGAAAUCCCCAUGAUUGUCAUGAACCUGGACCGCACAGAAAAGGCUUUUGGCAACGUCUCGUCUUUCCAAAAUAUCCUCGACAGUGAGCGCAACACAAUCCCAUUCUACCUCAACCCAGAGAGCCCUUUCCGCAGACCCAUCAUGUCUCACAGCGCUACGAGCCACAAUGUGGUCUUGAAGGUCACGGUCCCGAAGCGGACCGGCAGGAAAAGGAAGAGAGGGUCGGAUGGGCUGUGGGAAGGUGAAGUCGACAUGCGCGAUGUGCCCAGGGCCAGCCCAGGAGCCGAGCCCAUUUACUCCAGGUCGAGGCUGGACAACCCUAAGCUUCUACGGCGGAAGAUGCGAGACAACGUCGACAGGUACAGCGUAGAAGCCGUCGGCGUCAUCAAGCACACCCACCGCUUCCGAGGCAUGGCGGAUUUCCACUGGGGCCUCGAGCAGUCUCCCUUCAUUUCGAGGUUCAUGAACCAGGUUAUGCCUGGCGAUAUCACCAAGAUGAGGGACUUCAAGUUCAUUGACGGCGUCGACAAGGGGCCCAACGUCGACAUUGUGCCGCCGCCCGUGUGGACGCCAAUGACGCUUCCCUUUAUCUACAACUACUCCCAAAACCCCUAUGUCCGCACCGAGCUCGACCAGACAGGCCAGGCGCAGCUCAUCAACACCCAGCUGCCCACCCUCAUCGGCUACUUCCUCAAAGCAGACCAGUAUCCCAUUCCGCCAGGCCCGCAAACACCGUACGACGGCUCCGACGAGGAGGUCACGUACUGCAUAGCCCGCAUGCUGGAGGCGAUGGAGGAGCGGCCUAUCUGGACGCGCCGGUCCCUGAUGAACAAACUCGGGUCCGUUGUCCGCAACGCCAACGUCAUGAAGCGCUGUGUCGGCUAUGUAGGCUACCAAUUCCGUGGCGGCCCCUGGCGCGAUGCCAUCAUCAAGUACGGCGUCGAUCCGCGCACCGAUCCCUCCUUCAGGACGUACCAGACGAUGAUCUUCAACAUGCGCAAGCUCCAGGCUGGGCACAUUGGUGAGACAUGGCAUGCUAUCCGCAGCCUGCGCACCGAGCAGCGCCAGCCCCAGGGCGACAACCACGAGUCCCACGUCUUUGACGGCAAGUCGUACUGGACCGACGGCAAGGUCUGGCAGAUUUGCGACAUAACGGAUCCCCUGAUUGCAAACAUCUUUGCAACGGCGCCGCAGCGUCCCGAAGUGGACAUCUACAAUAGCGGCUGGUACCACCAGGGCACGUGGGCCAAGGUCAAAGGCAUCAUGAAGACCAAGAUGAUUGCGAUCCAGUUUGGGCGCAAGCUCACGGAUGACGACUUUGCCGGCAUCUACGAUGUGCGCGACACGACGCCGCCGCCGGGCUCCUCGAGCGUUCACGUGCCGCUGCCCGAUCUCGAGCUCACCGACGCCGAGAAGCGCGUGCUGUACGGCCGCCGGUUCAAGGAACCCAAGAAGAAGCGCAAGGGCACCGCGUACCGCGUCACUAAGUCUAACGGGCCGCGGGGCGUUGCUGCCGCCGCCGCUGCGGGACGCAAGGCUGCUCGUAAGGAGGACUCAGGUGCGGAGGAAAGUGACGAGGUCGAAAGCGAGGACGACGUUGACUACCUUAAUGAUGACGAUUACGAGCCCAAGAGGCGGGUCUUUGCACCCGUGCCUGGUCUUGAUGAGGGCAUGGAGGAGGAAGAAGAGGAAGAAGAGGGGCUAGAGGAGGAGUACGGCGAUGAGGACGACGAUGGAGAGGGCUACGGGUACGAAGACGGCGAGAGAUAUGAUGAGUAUGAUGAGAGGCCCUUCUAUGGUGCUAGUGAGCGGCGUGGCGUUCGCUUCGCAGACGAUCAGGGAGGUGAGACGGACGUGGAUGCGGCGUACCCCUCGGAAGUCCUGCCUUGAUGUGAAUAGGGUAUGCCGGAGUCCUCGACCUAGGGGUCAUCACAGUAAUGCGGCUCAAGGUGGAAGCAGAGAAUCACGGGCGUCGAAAGAGUUCGCAUUAUGCUCUGUUUACAAACUAGGUCCCCCGGAUAUAUAUCCCAUGCCCGUCUCUUAUGCUACCAUAUUCCGUUGCCUACCCCCCAAAGUUUAAAGAUAGGAGAAAUGCUAAGACGCGGCAAUGAAGACCCUACAAAACGUAUAUGUAAUAGACAUCGCGAAGGGGGGAGAGACCCUCACUGCACUCUGAGCACCUUGGUCUUGUUCUCCUUCUGCUGCCGCAUCCCCUCCACCCACGCCGCCGUCUCCCGCAGCGCCCGCCGGGGAUCCUUUUUCCGCUUCAGCAGGAACCCCUGGAUCUCGGCCGGGCUGA
Molecule: messenger RNA, 2730 nt
Organism: Colletotrichum scovillei
Lineage: Eukaryota; Fungi; Ascomycota; Sordariomycetes; Glomerellales; Glomerellaceae
Exons: 4
Coding region: 255-2321 (688 amino acids)
Biological process (GO): transcription initiation at RNA polymerase III promoter
Cellular component (GO): transcription factor TFIIIC complex
Source: RefSeq, a predicted model, not a curated record